Messenger RNA from Xyrichtys novacula (pearly razorfish), 5429 nucleotides. The record is from the annotation of a GenBank genome assembly. NCBI's taxonomy places the organism in Eukaryota, Metazoa, Chordata, Actinopteri, Labriformes, Labridae.
GCUGGUAUCACAACAACGACAUGGGAGGUAAGAACCAGUCAUUUUCUCUAAUAAAAAAGCAUUAAAGCUAUCAAAUCGUAAACCAGAAAUCACCAGAGCAAUCCUUUGGUUUUUCAUUAGAGAGACAAAACAUGGAAUGGGAUCAAUAAGGAGUAUUUUUAUCUAAUUUGGCAUAUUUUAAUUUGCAACAAAGCACAAAUUAUACUGUAAAAAUAAUACUGGACCUUUGUUUUACUGUGUAAUCUUCACAAUACUGUUCACACUCCGUUACCUACUGCAAAAGUCACAUGGAUAAUGUCAUAACUGUUGUCAUAAAUUUAUUACUGAGGUCAAAGUUAAGUUAAAUGUGGUGUGUAUUAAAUAUGUAUUUAUAAACAUAAAUGUUUAAAUAUGUUGGUGUGAACAAAACUGUAGCGACAGGUGCUUUUUUUUUUCUUUCCUAACACACCAAAAAAUUGUAGCCCUUCUUUAUAUGAUCAUAUAUCAAACUGUGUUUAGAUUUAUUAUUUUAAUUUUGAGCAUUCUCACAUUUUAGCUGCUGAUUCUGAAUUCUGAGUUCACGCUUAUUGUGUGUGUGUGUUUUUGUUUGUUUUGUUUUGUUUGUUUGGUAGAUGGAUCAAAAUGUGACCACUUAGCAUCAGACAUUGAAAUGCUAAUUGAGUCGGUCUCAAUAUGACACCAUUGAACUUCGGUAAUGAUGCCUAUCUCUUUGCAACAGCAACCCAUGCAGAUCAGCAAUAGCCUGGGAAACAAAUCUGAUCCUGCCACUUGCAAAUAGCAGUGUGGACAGUCACUCUUACAGCUCUAAUUUGAGAAACAAAUCUGAUUUGCCUGUCGUCUGAGCAAAACCUGAGACUCUUAGUCUGCUCUGUGUUAACUGAUCUGUUAUAGAUUUGGUCUUGGACACAUCUCCAAACUGUUUCAAAGUCUAAUGCUGAAGUGUGAUACUUAACCUUAAUAAACUGUCAUACCGGAGUAUCUUUUUAUCCUUUAUUUUACCUCCUUACUUUUAGUUUAUCACAGUAUUUUUUUUGCAAUUGUUUUACCACAUACAUGAAAUGCCAAUAAGUUAGAAACUGAACCACUUAGCUGUAGCUUUAUAACAAGCAUUAAUGUUCAGAGAGGGGUGUGAAGCCACAUUUGAAUAAAAAAAAAAAAAAGCUCAUGCAAAGUUGAAACUUCAUUUUCAUAAACCACCGGAGUAAACAGUCUGCCGGUCCUCUUGGACAUACACCCAUUUGGAAAAACAGAUCUAUACAGUGCUUGUAAACCCUUGGUUAUUUGCGGAUUAGAAAUGAGUUAAUUGUUCCCCCUUUCUUUGUCUGACAGGUGUGUACUCCGGUGAAAAGAUGGCAGGAGUUUUCUCCUAUGAGAGUUCAGAAAUCGACUGGUGUGAAGACAACUACAGACACUCAGAACACGUGGUUGAGUACUUCAAUACUGUAAGUUCUUAAUCCUCAUACUGCAGCAUUUGUAUUACAUCAUUUAAAUCCCAGGGGUAGGAUCAAUAACAGUUGACUGAUGAUGUUUUGUUAAUUGACUGAUGUUUCCCCUGCAGAUGAGCAGCUUUAUUUUCUUCAUUAUAUCUCCCAUCAUGCUCUACCUUCUGCACCCUUACGCCAAAGAGAGGAACCUAGCCAUUCACCUGGUCUGGGUUAUGAUGAUAUUUGUAGGUCAGUGACUCUUUUUCUUACUUGUUUCAAAAACUUACAUUCAUCUCUAUUUGUCUCAUGAUUUUAUGGACAGAUAGUGAGUGUCUCUCAUCUCAUUCACAAUGCUUGCCUGUUUUUCUGUCUCUGACAUGUGCACAAGUCAUGAAACAAAUAUUAAUCAUAGAUUCAUUGUACCUGUGAGUUGUUAGUUUAGUUAUGGAUUGAGCAUAAAUCACAGCGCUGUCAGGAUACGACCUAGACACACAACGAACAUUGUGGUAUUUAUCUGCAGAACAAGUGGUCCCAGUGUAGAUCUCUGAGGCACACCUACUAUGUUGGUAUAAAUAUUGCUUUACAUAUAAAAACAAGACAUUUUUUAAAGAUGUUGUAAGUUACAGCUCUACAAUUAAAACCCCUUGCCAUUGGGGUAAAAAAAAAGCUCUAUUUUGAUCAAACUAGAAUUAUCGUUGCCAACUUUUUGCAGGAUAAAAAAGGGCAUUAAGGAACUUUUUUUUAAGAUUAAGCUGAGAUUUAUGUACCCUGAAUAGUUCUAUUUUUUCCUCUUAUUUGAAUAGAUUUACAAUCACUGCAAAAUUAUCAUCAUACUCCUCAUGAGACUCACAUGGAGGAAUUUAGCUUUUUAUGCUGAUUUACAGACUGCAAAUGUCCUAUAACUGUUCCCACGUUCCUACUUAUAUCUUUUGCUCUCUUUUUUCAGGGCUCUUCUCGGCAUAUUUUCACAUGACACUGAGCUUUGUCGGUCAGAUGUUGGAUGAGCUGUCUAUCCUGUGGGUGUUGGCGGUGGGAUAUUCUGUCUGGUUCCCCCGUAGGCUCUUCCCCUCUUUCAUAAAAGACAGGUAAAGUUUUGUGCAGGUAUUCAGUGUCAACUUACUUAUCAAUGUGUUACCAGGGACUCACGCAUGCUCAAUAAUCCUUUAAUAGGACAGAAAACAACAGUGACAGAGUGUUUUCAAGGCUGUUGCUCUGAAACCUAACCUGAACUGGCCGUGGAGCCUGUCUGACAGCUCCGACCGGAGUCAUUGUCCCAGAGACACGUUAUGGUGUUGCUUCCUUCACCUGAAUGAAAUAGAGGGGCACCUACUAUUGUGAAAAAUUAGAGCUCCACCUAACUCCUAAAUAUUUAACCACAAGGUGGGAAGAGGAUUGAUUAUACAUUGAUGAGCACCUGAAAGGAAUCCCACUAUCCUAAGGUUGAUUUUCCAGGUUUUCAAAGUAACAGGCUGGACCUCCUGAAUAAUGCAAGGCUUUCCAGCUGCACAGGGGCCCAAGAAUUCAAGGGGCCCAUGUCACAGCCCUAAUGUCACGGCCAGUUAGACGGCAUAUUUUAACAACAGAGGCAUCUCAUACAGAUACUGAAAAAUUACUGAGUCGGAAUUGGUAUUUUGUUUUUGUUAUCUAUGUAGGGGCAGGUCCACUUCCACAGAGAAUGCCAUCUUACCCAACUGUUUCUACAGUAGCACAAAACAAACAGACUAGCAACACCUACAUUUUGUAUUUAGCAGGCUUUGUUGGUAUGUGCAAAAUAAUAUACAAUAUAUUAGUAGACAGUUUUGAUGAUAGAAGCUUCUUGUCCUCGAAGGCCACCAUUCCCUCUUUGUGGGAAAGGUUGAGCGAGGGAUAUUCAGAUAUCGGUGAAUGCUCCCAUUUCUUCACACAAGAAAAUAGAGACUGUACAUAAGGUUUUUGUAGGGUUUUCCUUCAGGGUUCAAACAUCUUCUCCACUGAUCAAAUGUUAACAGGACUUUCUAAAAAUGACCUCCUGAGAAGUCUUGUUGAUCACUGAUAUCGACACAGAACCUUAAUAGCAGUCAAUGAGCCUCACAGAUGUUGUCUCUGCCGCAGGUCCACAUUUUCAAGCCUCGUCCUGGUGGUUACAGCGAUCACCACAGUGUCAUCGUUUGUCAAACCUACAGCCAAUGCCUACGCUUUGAACUGCUUCGGCCUCCAUCUGCUUUAUGUCCUGGCUGCAGAGAUGAAAUGGUACAAAACUUUACAUGUCCUGCGUAUCAAUUCACAUUUCUUGGUGUGGUUUUGAUUGAUUUUAAUUAACAGUUUUUGUUCAAUCACAGCUGUAAUGACCAGAAGGUUCUGCGCCUGGCUAAGCUGUCUGUGGCUCUGUGGGUGCUCGCCAUCACCUGCUGGAUCAGUGAUCGCUUUGGCUGCAGCUUCUGGCAGAGGCUGAAUUUCUGCUACCUGCAUGGUAUCUGGUAAGUCCUGGUAUUCUUGUAUCACAGUCCUUAUCUCUGUAUUUCUUUUGUCUUUUUAGUUUUUACUCUUCCCCUCCCUCAUUUCAGACCUUUCCCAUAUUUUCCAUUGAUUCUAUCACCUGAAACUGUGAUUUUAAAGGUCCCGUUUGAGCAUGUGUGCACACAUCAGGCCUUUGUGAGUAAUAUUGCGACUGAUCAAAAGAUUAGAUAUUUUUAUAGAGGGAUAAACAAAAUAUUUCUGAUUUUCUUCCUCUCAAAGACACCCAUGUGACAGCUGAAGUAAAAUAACAAAAUUGAUUUUUCUCAAUUUAUCUUUAUAACCAAUUUCGUAUAUAAUACUGUUGUAUAUUAUAUAUGGUCAGCGUUAUUGAUUUUUUAAGGCACACUAGGAGGUUGUCAAACCUAUCCAUUGAUUCACAAGAAGAAAAUUCCUGUCUUGAGAGGCUUUUCAGACACUUUUAUUUCAAUGCUAAACAAAUGAGGAGCAUAUUUAGGUCACUUCUUCGAGAGAGGUUUGUUUAUUUUAAGGAAAUACUCAUGCGUAUAUCUUUCCAUUAUCUGUAUCUUCCAGGCAUAUCCUGAUUGUGAUGGCUGUGGCCUAUGCCAGCACCCUCGUAGCAUACCUGGACGCCAACUAUGAGAUACCAUACUCUCUUCCCGGGCUGCAGUACUGGCCCUGUGAUAAAUGGGCUGUUGGACUACCUCACAUUGUCCUCAAGGGCACUCCCAAAACACAGAAACGGUGUUGACAAAAUUAGAGCCGGUUUGAACUGUGGAAGAGCAUUUCUGUUACGUUAUUUUAUCAGUACUGUAGUUCAUCAAGAGCAAAUUAUCAAAAGGAAUUCUUUUAUUUUGUGAUAUAAAGUUCUCACCACCUUUAAACCUCAAAUACAUGAUCCAUGAUCUAAAAGACCAGCCUCAAAAAAAGAAAUAUAUAUAUCUACGCCUAAUCUCAAACAAAAUACCAUUAUUUUAUUACUUCUUAACACAUCAUAACUAAAUUUAAUUUACUAUAGCUUUUGAUCUUGUUUGAUGGACCCCCUACACACAGACCUCAAAGCCUUCCAGGACUUUAAUGUAAUAAGUCCUGGAAGUUUCUGUCCCAAACAGUGUGUUUCAUGUUUUUAUUUUGUGCCUAUGCAAUGGCCUUUUAUUUGAGAUGAAAUCAAGUUUGCAUACAAAAUGGUUUUAGAUGUAGAGCUAGAAUAUUUCUUAGUAUACACCUGGCUUAAGUGUGGAAAGAAUAAACAACUUUUUUUUCAUCUAUAGUAUGGAGUACGACACAUAAUAUUUAAUAGUAGUUUAUUUGAAAAUAUAUAUUUAUAUGAAUGCAUUGAUGACUUCAAAGUUUUACUGUACACACAGUCACAAACAAAUACUGGUGAAGAAAGAGUAUAUCUGUGUUUUCAAGAGUUUGUUGUUGACAGUGACGUUUUUGUACAUAAAUAUGAGCUGCUGUGAUUUAUGUUCUGUUUAUGAAUGAAUGUGUUUUUUAUUAUUAACUUUAUGGCACAAUAUUUUGAUUUACUGUGUUUUUAUUACAUUGAAC